UCGUAGGCUCGUUUUUAGCGCAAUCGCGCUCCAAAAUAAAGUCAUAUCAUUAUCGGCCUCCGCCGCAGCCACCGCCGCCGGCCUCAUUUCCAUAAGCUCUCUCAUCUCCGUCUCUUCAAGAGAAUGGCAGCCUGCGUAGCGACGGCGUGUUCUCUUCCCAAUCUCUUCGAGUUCAAACGCAGACCUAUUUCCCACCUUUCCAAUCGCUUCUUCCCCAGGAUCCGCCACCGGAGAUUGGCCUUCGCUGGAACGGGAAGAGCCGUUUCCGACCCUCCCAGUCAUACUUCUACUGCUGCUAAUUCACGCAUCGAUUCACCUUGCUUAGUCAUCCCUCCGCCGCGUAACGGACGGAAACCUAAAGCGAUUAUCAAAUUCGUCGGCGGAGCUUUCGUCGGAGCUGUCCCGGAGUUCACUUACAGUUAUUUGCUGGAGCUGCUAGCGAGGGAUGGGUAUUUAAUCAUUUGCGUGCCUUACAAUGUGACGUUCGAUCAUGGUCGAAUGGCUAGACAAGUUUUUGAGAGGUUUCAUUCUUGUUUUGAUUCUAUUUUGGCUUCUGGGGGGUUGCCGGAUUCAGGGAUUUCUGCUGCUGAGAUUGCAGAUUUACCCCUUUAUUCUGUAGGACACAGCAAUGGAGCUCUUCUUCAAGCACUUACUGGAAGUUAUUUCUCUGAGAAGAUACCAAAGGCUAAUGUAAUAAUAUCAUACAACAACAGGCCAGCAUCAGAUGCAGUGCCAUACUUUGAACAGUUGGGCUUUGCAGUUGGUCAGAUGCUGCCACUUUUAGCAACAUCUCCAAUUUAUUCAGUUCUUCAGGCUGCUUCAGGGAAUGCAUGGAACCUACUUCUUGAUACAGCUGAAAUAGUGGCACCAAACUACAACAAAAAAUCAGUUGUUUCAUUGAUGACUAAAUUUGCUCAUCAAUUACCCUUGGUAUUUAAUGAGCUAGCUCAAGGGAUAUCAGAAUUCAAGCCAACGCCACCUGAAAAUCUGGAGUGCUUAAGAGAUUCAUAUAAUAUCCCAUCUACUCUACUGGUGAAGUUUGAUUAUGAUACAAUAGACGAGACCGAUUGCCUUGAAGUGACAUUGAAACCCCGUGUGGAAUCCUUUGGUGGAAAACUAGAGAAAGUUGUUUUGAGUGGUAACCACAUUACACCCUGCGUUCAGGAACCGAGGUGGGAAGUUGGGAACGUGUACACUCCAGCGGAUGCUAUAGGUCAAGUACUAAAGAGUGUGUCAAUUAAUGACACCAGAAGGCUAUCAGUGGUCAUCUCCAACUGGCUUGAUUGUCUUGCUUACUGAUCAGUCCUGAAUGAGGUUUGGUGGUCAGUUUUCAUGCCACAUAUCUAAUUUCUUUAGUAGUAGGAAGGAAAUUGAAGAAGUGUAAUGUGUGUUUUAGGAUAGCCCAAAAAGGCAAAUAUUAAGGUAGUACUUUCAUGUAGGGAACUAGGUAUGGAUGUGUAUUUUCCUAAUCAUAUAAAUAUGCAAAAUUUAGGACUGCUAAUAUUUAUUGUUCUUUAGGUUGUAUUUCUGGCAAUUUCAAUUCUCUAAAGGACACAGUUCCUGGAACAUUGAUCCGCAAUGUCAUGGUAUGACAUAGGUCUCAAUUGAGGCUUUAACUGAAAUGUUGUUGUAUUCUCUUCGUCAUAAAUUAAGUUGUAUGUU
Cuscuta campestris is the source of this 1662-nucleotide messenger RNA. Lineage: Eukaryota; Viridiplantae; Streptophyta; Magnoliopsida; Solanales; Convolvulaceae. The record is from the annotation of a GenBank genome assembly.